Molecule: messenger RNA, 1271 nt
Organism: Daucus carota subsp. sativus
Lineage: Eukaryota; Viridiplantae; Streptophyta; Magnoliopsida; Apiales; Apiaceae
Product: OVARIAN TUMOR DOMAIN-containing deubiquitinating enzyme 5
Exons: 3
Coding region: 100-1071 (323 amino acids)
Biological process (GO): protein deubiquitination
Molecular function (GO): cysteine-type deubiquitinase activity
Source: RefSeq, a predicted model, not a curated record
AAAUUUGACAAGACUGAUAUAAAAUCAUAGGCGCAUCCAGGGUUUUCAUUUUGUUGCGUCUCGCUCUUGAAGCCAAGCUUAGGGUUCCAAGGUUUUUCGAUGGAGGUUACUCAAGAUGUGGAGGACAAGCAAUUGGGAGAGGUGCCAGAGGAUGCUCUGCCGAAAGUUGAAGAAACUCGGGAAGAGAUGCUUUCUAGGCACAGGAAAGAGAUAUCUCAGCUGCAAAACAAGGAAAUAUCGAUGAAAAAGGCAGCUGCUAAAGGAAGCAAGGCUGAACAGAAAACUAAGAAAAAACAGGUGGAGGAAGAGAUUGCUCAACUUUCCACGAAGCUUAAAGAAAAACAUGCAGAGGAACUGGCUCUACUAGGCUAUAGCUCUAACAAUGGGAAGGAGAAAGGAAACCUUGAUACUUUGGUGAAGGCCAUAGCUGGAGUGUCUGUCAAAAAUCAAGCUGAUCAUUCAAAGCCCAGUAAGAGUGUCAAGAGGCGUGAGAAAAGAGCCCAAGAAGAAGCAGCUAGAGAGCAAAGAAUACAAGAAGAACAGAGCAGCAUUGUUAGUGAUCGAAUGAUUGAAGACGAAAAGUUGGAAAAAAAACUUGAACCCCUUGGUUUGACUGUGAAUGAAAUAAAGCCAGAUGGGCACUGCCUCUACAGAGCUGUUGAAAAUCAGUUGGCUGUCCUCUCAGGAGGUUCUUCUCCUUACUCAUUCCAAGAACUUCGCAAGAUGGUGGCUGCUUAUAUGAGAAAACAUGCACCAGAAUUUAUCCCUUUUUUCCUGUCAGAGAAUCAGGCUAGUGGAGACUCUGAUGAUGCUGUUGCUGAAAGGUUUGAAAACUACUGCAAAGAGGUUGAAUCGACUGCAGCAUGGGGAGGACAACUGGAGCUUGGUGCUCUGACUCAUUGCCUUCGGAAGCAUAUUAUGAUAUUUUCAGGAUCAUUCCCUGAUGUGGAGAUGGGUAAGGAGUACAGAUCUGAUAAUUGGACUGCUUCGUCCGGUUCGAGCAUUAUGCUGUCAUACCAUAGGCAUGCAUUUGGACUUGGCGAGCAUUAUAACUCUGUUGUUCCAGUUUAAUCUUAAAGGUAUACUAAAUGUAGAAAGAUGAUUGCUAUAUUUUGGUGCACUCUCAGAUGAUACAUUUUUGUCCUAGGAUACAAACUAAAGUAAGCCCAAAACUAUGGUUAUCUUGAGCACCAGUUUAAGUUUAAUAUUUUCUUCUGUUGUGAUUUCUCAAAUUAGCAUAUAUUCUCUAUGGUUAAUAUUUUGAACUUGAA